UUGUCAGCUGCUUCUGCUAGGUUUCUGCAAGCUGAGAAGAUGUCGUAUCAGGGAGGAAUUGGUGCUAAACAAGCUCUUAAAGAGCAUGUUUUAGCUGUUUCGAGAGAUUUUAUCUCCCAACCACGUUUAACUUACAAGACAGUGUCAGGUGUAAAUGGUCCUCUAGUCAUCCUAGAUGAGGUCAAGUUUCCCAAGUUUGCAGAGAUUGUUCAACUUCGCCUGGCUGAUGGAACCAUACGUUCUGGCCAGGUCCUGGAAGUUAGCGGGUCUAAGGCCGUUGUGCAGGUUUUUGAAGGCACCUCAGGUAUUGAUGCCAAGAACACACUCUGUGAGUUCACGGGAGACAUUCUGCGUACCCCAGUAUCUGAGGACAUGUUAGGCCGAGUGUUCAAUGGCAGCGGCAAACCCAUCGACAAGGGACCCCCCAUCCUGGCAGAGGACUACCUGGACAUUCAGGGUCAACCCAUCAACCCCUGGUCUCGUAUCUACCCUGAGGAGAUGAUCCAGACUGGUAUCUCUGCUAUUGAUGUGAUGAACUCCAUAGCCAGAGGACAGAAGAUCCCUAUCUUCUCAGCUGCUGGUCUACCUCACAAUGAAAUUGCUGCCCAGAUCUGUAGACAGGCUGGUCUGGUCAAGCUUCCAGGCAAGUCAGUUCUGGAUGACCAUGAGGACAACUUCGCCAUUGUGUUUGCUGCCAUGGGAGUCAACAUGGAGACUGCUAGAUUUUUCAAACAAGAUUUUGAGGAAAACGGAUCCAUGGAGAAUGUGUGCCUGUUCUUGAACCUGGCCAAUGACCCCACCAUUGAGCGUAUCAUCACCCCUCGUCUGGCCCUGACUGCUGCAGAGUUCCUGGCCUACCAGUGUGAGAAGCACGUUCUGGUCAUCCUCACAGACAUGAGCUCCUACGCCGAGGCCUUGAGAGAGGUGUCUGCUGCCAGAGAGGAGGUGCCUGGUAGACGAGGUUUCCCAGGUUACAUGUACACUGACUUGGCCACCAUCUACGAGCGAGCUGGGCGAGUCGAGGGCAGGAACGGCUCCAUCACACAGAUCCCUAUUCUCACUAUGCCUAAUGACGAUAUUACUCACCCCAUUCCUGACUUGACCGGAUACAUCACAGAGGGUCAGAUCUACGUUGACAGACAGUUGCAUAACAGACAGAUCUAUCCUCCUAUCAACGUGCUGCCCUCACUCAGCCGUCUCAUGAAGUCUGCUAUAGGAGAGGGUAUGACCAGGAAAGACCACUCAGACGUCUCCAACCAGCUGUACGCUUGCUACGCCAUUGGUAAGGACGUGCAGGCCAUGAAGGCUGUGGUUGGUGAAGAAGCUCUCACUCCUGAUGAUCUGCUCUACCUGGAAUUCCUCACCAAAUUUGAGAAGAACUUCAUCUCUCAAGGUAACUAUGAGAACCGCACUGUGUUUGAGUCUCUGGACAUUGGCUGGCAGCUGCUGCGUAUAUUCCCUAAGGAGAUGUUGAAGCGUAUCCCAGCAGCUACACUGGCUGAGUUCUAUCCUAGAGACUCCCGUCACACCCAGCCCAAGUAAACAUAAGAUGCUGAGGUGCAGCACAAGCUCAAAGAAGCAACAUUCCAUCAAACCUUGUAGCACUUUUGUGAAUAGUACUUACAAAUGGAUUGUGUAUAUAUUAUUUCAAACACAAAAAUGUAUAAAAUAUAGAUUUUUCUCUUGCUGGUGAAACAUAAAUAAUAUCAGUGUGCUUGAUGAUAAUUAAUUAUAGUGCUUAAUUGACAGCCCUUGAAGUCAAGUUGGUUGCAUUUUAAUUUUUUAUGUUAGUAAUUAUUGUUACUUGCUAUUUACAUUUACUGUAUUGAUUCGGCAUGUUAUGUUAAAAAAUAUAUUGAUUUAUUUUUGUAACUAAAAACUACGGGAUGUUAUUCAAAUUAUUUAAUAAAAUGUUUAUUUGAUUGUUGUGUAAAUACUCGAUUUUGAAACCUUUACUCUGACAAUACAAUGCAGUAUAAAUGUAUAAGGGAUGAACAACCUUCAGUAUUUUUCCGUGUAUUUGUUUCGGUGUCUGGGUUAAAGUCCAUUGUCUCACUGUAUUUAUAGCUUCCAUUUUAGGCGUAGAGCUUUAUUAUUAGGUUUUCAUGUAUUGAGCCAUAUAUUGUAAACUGUAAGAUAUAAAAUGUUAAAUGUUGAA
Molecule: messenger RNA, 2158 nt
Organism: Macrosteles quadrilineatus (aster leafhopper)
Lineage: Eukaryota; Metazoa; Arthropoda; Insecta; Hemiptera; Cicadellidae
Gene: Vha55
Product: V-type proton ATPase subunit B
Exons: 10
Coding region: 40-1542 (500 amino acids)
Biological process (GO): ATP metabolic process; proton transmembrane transport
Cellular component (GO): proton-transporting V-type ATPase, V1 domain
Molecular function (GO): ATP binding; proton-transporting ATPase activity, rotational mechanism
Source: RefSeq, a predicted model, not a curated record